Messenger RNA from Closterium sp. NIES-65, 1947 nucleotides. NCBI's taxonomy places the organism in Eukaryota, Viridiplantae, Streptophyta, Zygnematophyceae, Desmidiales, Closteriaceae. The record is from the annotation of a GenBank genome assembly.
AUGGGCAACCCAACCCACUUGACCUAUGGUUCCCUCACCCCCCCAAGUGAGCACCUCCUUGGCACGACCUACGUCGUCGCCACUCUUUCCUCCCUCCGCCGUGAUUGCGCCCUCCUCGCCUGCGGAUCCCACCGCCCCGAGUGCAUCACCGCCCCCCGUCGCCGUGACACACCGUCGCUGCCCCCCCCCCCCCCCCCUCCCUCUUCUCCCCCCCCUUUUUUCCGCCGCCGCGCCUUCUCUGGCGCUGCAUGCGCAUCCCGCCGCGACGCCUCGUCGCCGCCUCCUCCUCCCCCUGCCGCGACCCCCCGUCGCUGUCUCCCUCCCGCCGCUGCGCCUACUUCGGCGUCGCCCGCGCAUCCCUCCGCCGCGACUCCCCGUUGUUGCCUGCCCCUCCGACUGCCGCGACGUCGCGUCGCCGCCUCCUCCUACCGACGCCGCGCCUUCCUCGGCGCCGCCUGCGCAUCCCGCCGCCGCGACGCCCCGUCGUCGCCUCCCGUCCCGCCGCCGCGAUAUCGCGUCGCCGCUUGCGCUCCCCAUUGCCGCGACCCCCCCGUCGCCGCCUACGCAUCCCGCCGCCGCGACCCGCUCGUCGUCGCCUGCACGAUCCGCCUCCGCGACUUCGCGUCGCCGCCUGCGCAUCUCGCUGCCGCGACCUUCUCGUCGCCGCCUGCACGACCCGCCGCCGCGACUUCGCGUCGCCGCCUGCACGACCCGCCGUCGCGACUUCGUCUCGCCGCCUGCGCACCUCGCCGCCGCAACCUUAUCGUCGCCGCCUGCACCCCUUGCCGCCGCGACCUAAAGUCGCCGCCCGCGCGACCUUUGCCGCGACCUUCUCGUCGCCGCCCUCACAUCCCGUCGCCGCGACCUAAAAAUCGCCGCCCCCGCAUCCUACCGCCGCGACCUGCUCGUCGCCGCCCGCGCAUCCCACGGUCGCGCCUUCCUCGUCGCCGCCCGCGCAUCCCACCACCGCGCCCUCCCCGUUGCCGCUUGCUCAUUCCGCCGCCACGACUCCCUCGUCGCCACCAGCCGCUCCAGGAUGCCGCCGAUGCCGCAUUUCUCCACGAUCGCCGCGAAUACCUCAUCCGCAAGGCGGAGCAUGAGGUUGCGGUACAUAACCACGACUUCGCGGUAGCGGAACGCGCCAAUCGCCUGGCGCUCCUUGAUGAGUACAAUACGGCCAUGGCGGACUACCUCCCUCGGAGCAUCGCAUGGGCCACUGCCGAUAACCGCGCCUGCACCGUCCUCCUCGGCGCACUUCCUGGUACCCUCAUGCGCCGUUUCCAAGCUCGCGAGAUGCGCGCCUCCCUCAACUGGGCCGAGCUCCAGGCGAUGUUCGAGCGUCGCGACAUCAGCUCUGUCGGCGCCCUGUUCCAGGAGUACUUCUCCAUCACCCUCGCCACUUGUGAUGGCGCAAUUGACUACGUGGGGCGCAUGCAGGAGGUCGCUGAUCCCCUUGCGGCACGCCAAGCUGCCCUCCCCGAGCCUCUGCAAAUCCACCGCCUCCUCUACAACCUCACCCCGGACUACGAGUCCCGCCUCCAUGCCUUCACUGAGGCCAACCCCAUGGCCGGCCUCGACGACGUGGUCCAGUGGAUCAUUGACACGGAGGUCAAGCUCCGUAUCCCCGUUGUCAACCUUACCACCCCCCAGUCCUCCUCCUCCACCUCCCUCAACGCUACGCAGCCGCGCAACCAAGGUGGUCGCAGCGGCGGCAGUGGAGGCCGUGGAGCGGGUGGCGGUGGUGGUGAUGGAGGCCGUGGUGGUGGCGGUGGUGGUAGUGGUGGCCGUGGUGGCCGUGGUGCUGGUGGAGGUGGUACUGGCAGCGCCCCUGCUGGAGGACCUUCCUGUUCUGGUGGUGCUGUGGCUCGAGGCGGACGCCCUGGCACUCUCCCCCCAUGCACAUAUGUGCGCCGCCAUGGUCCCCAUGCUGGUACCCCCUGCGGCUAG